GUGUGGGAACUGGCCAAAAUAUUGGUGUUGGGCUGCGUCGUGUUGUGUAGCUGCGAGGAGCUGGUGGACGGGCUGUAUUGUAUUGUAUGAAAUUGUAUUGGGCUGUAUUUUGAGGGUCCAGGUUCAAGUUCAAGAUUGGAGUCAUGGAUCCGGAGUUGGUCCAGCAGAUGUUUGAAGAGGGCGGGACACUGAUUCUCCUCGGCAUGCCAGCGACGACAGAAUUUGGUAUUGACUUAAACUCGUGGAAUGUUGGUGAUAGAUUUAAAGGGGUAAAGAUGAUCCCUCCAGGUCUCCACUUCAUUUAUUUUAGUGCAGUGAGUCGCCAAGGAGAUACAGCCCCGAGGACCGGAUUUUUCCAUGUUUUUAAGCAGAGAGAGAUUUUAGUGCGGCAUUAUGAUCCAAAAGCUGAAGACUUGAUAGAAGAAGAUGUGAACUCGGAAGAAGUGGAAAACAUUCGUUCCAACCUGCGAGAUUUGGACAGAUAUCUUGGUGCAUAUCCCAUAGAGUCCUGGGAAAAAUGGAUCUCUCUAACACAGUACAUUGCUUCAGAAGAGUUAGAAAGAAUGAUUCCAAAAUCAGGCAGGAUUUGCUCAGUAAUUGAGCUUGCAUCGGUAAAUACAUGGCAUAGAACAGUAAAAAGAUCUGAAAGUGGCAGCCUGAUCUCACAAGCAGCCAGUGAGUCAAGCUGUUCUGCUAAUCAAUUAGAUCCUGGUUUACAAACAGAUGACAUGGAACAGCAACCAGGUACAUCAGAGUUCAAAACACACAAUUCUGAUGGUAGUUCAUUGAUAAUACUGAGCUCUGAACCUGAGAUAGCUGAACCAAAGCCAGUAAUGCCUGAAAUGAUACCUAAAGAAGGCACAGAGUUUCGUUUUAGCAAAUUCCCAGCUCGACCAUAUCGUGAUGGAGCAACGCCUAGUGAAGUAACAAGAUAUAGCCUUGAUUCUUCAUAUAGCAUCAGGCAAAUGAUAGCCAAAGUUGAUAAACCUGAGAGCAUGUUAGCAGAGCUGCAGCUGGCUUUCAUAUGUUUCCUGGUGGGCCAAGUGUGGGAUGGCUGGGAGCACUGGAGACGCCUCUUGUCAGAUCUCUGUCGUGCAGAGGAACUUGUCAAACAGUACCCCGAGCUUUAUAACAAAUUUCUUUCCAUCUUACAUUUUCAGAUUUAUGAGGUACCAGAAGAUCUGUUUAUUGAUAUUGUUGAGAGCAACAACUUCUUGGCCUCUGCGUUGACAGCCUUGUUUGCCAACAUAAGCGACAAUGCUGCAGCUUUGCCGGUAUCGUUAGUGAAGAAGGCUUCCCGAUUCAAGGUGCAUAUAACUAACAAGUUUAAGUGGGAUCUCAGUGUAGAGGAUGAAGGGGAAGAUGCCCCAGUUAUUGUGGAAACUGAAGAUUUGUCAGCAAAUGAAACAGUUGAACCUUCGAGCACUGACGUGGCUGUACUUACAUCUUAGCAGCAAUAAUAAUUAAUUUAUAGGUAACUAAUAUAAGUGUUUUAAAUUUAUAUGUAGGAGUAUAAAUAAUAUUCUAAAAUGCCAUAUAAAUAAAAUAUCUUUAAUUAA
Messenger RNA from Procambarus clarkii (red swamp crayfish), 1559 nucleotides. RefSeq names its product protein AAR2 homolog. Gene Ontology annotation, biological process: spliceosomal tri-snRNP complex assembly. NCBI's taxonomy places the organism in Eukaryota, Metazoa, Arthropoda, Malacostraca, Decapoda, Cambaridae. The record is from RefSeq and is a predicted model, not a curated record.